Molecule: messenger RNA, 1509 nt
Organism: Nicotiana attenuata
Lineage: Eukaryota; Viridiplantae; Streptophyta; Magnoliopsida; Solanales; Solanaceae
Exons: 2
Coding region: 516-1268 (250 amino acids)
Source: RefSeq, a predicted model, not a curated record
UUCAUCUUGAUUUUGGUCUAUAUUUUCUUCCUUUGAAAACAUUGAUGUGGUGGCGUGAAACUUGAUUUAAUUAUCUAAUGUUAUAACCAAUAAUUUAUGAGGAAUUAUUGAACUCAAUCACUGAGAUUCUCGAUAUUUGUUAGAAGAGUAAUACAUGAUUGAAGUGACAACACUUGAGCAUUGCUGAAUGUCUUUGACUUGGCAAAAUGCGAUUGUAAACUACUGACUGUUUCAUGGGUAUAUGAUAAUGGAUGACUUUGACAAAGAGGAAUAUGGAUUUAAUUUGGGUUCUUUAGCAUUUUGCUACUACUUUGUAUUUCUUCUCUACUUGUUCAUUCCAGAAUUAAGAUGAAAGAAAGUUGUAAAGUUUGGACUUAAAGUCAAUUUUUCACCUUUUUGCUGUGUGGGAGGAGAGGCUUGGGGUAGGUACAAGUGGAAAGCAAGGCCAGGUAAGGAUUCAAGUUAGGAGCUUUAGGAAUGAGCUAGUACUGAAUUCUCGUCGAUGUGGAAACUGAAUGGAGAAAAGGACGGUUGUAAGGAAUAUGGCUGAGCUUCUCUCCAUGGCCAUGGCUGAUGAUGAUGACAUGAAAGAUGCCAGUGUUUCUCCACUUGAUCUAAAUUCUAUAGGUGGCAACGAGAGUGAAGAUGUUCUUUCACCUGAGGAUAUAGCAUGGGCUGACUCAUGCCUCAUUAAAGAUCUUGCUAUAUCAGACCAUGGCAUGGAUUCUUCGAAACAUGUGUCACCGGACGCUUUUCCUUCCCAAAAAAUCUUUUCUGCAGUCUCAAGGGAUGACUCUCCUCAAGAAUCUCGUAUUUUCCCCACCGUCGAAGAGACAGGAAUUUCAGGGAUGGUAGAUGACACCAUUGAUGAUGUUUCUCCAACCAAUGAACAAGAAGAGAACACAACUCGUCAUCUGAUUAACAACAAAGAUACAGAUAGUUCUUGGUCCAGAAUUAACUCAGAAAAUGAUUUUCCUCCCACCUAUAAUGAGGAUCUGAGAUUAGUUGAAGACUCCCAUUCUGAAGUAGAUUCAGAGUUUUCAACAUUUGUUGAGGAAAAUUUGGCUGACAUAUUCAAGGUAUGGGAACUUGACAUUCCAGAUGAGGAAGAUGAACUUGUUAAACAGUUCAACAAAGCCCUCGCAGGAAGCUCCUUUGACUCCACCCCUUCAGAAGCCGAAAAUCUUGGAGUACUGCUGGACGAUAAGUUACUUGAUGAUAUCAUUUCUGGCCUUGAUGACCUGUCGUUGAGUCCAAUAAAUGGCUAAGUUAUGUUGCAAAUUCAAAUUCUGGUCGAGAGCAUCGGUUUGCAGCUUACUGAUUCUGAUUUUUUCCUGUUCUAUAUUUUAGUUACUACCUCUAUUUAGCUCGAUAAUUAAGUAGCAACUAGUGUAAGAAAACAGGCUUUUGUCCUUAAAACUUCCCUUGUAUAUAAGUAUAGAUUUCUUAUAUAAUGCUUUCCUUCCUUUGGACUGGAGUCUAUUAGCUGAUGCAAGAGACUGGGUUUUA